AUGUAUAGCCGAGGGCUAGGCCUUCGGAUGGCGAUUCUGAUCACCUGCCAGAUUGCAUUUGUCCUAUUCGGUUACAAUCAGGGUGUUUUCUCUGGAAUCAUCAACAAUGAAGACUUUCUGAGCAUCGUCAACCACCCCCGCGCGGGCAUGCUCGGAUUCCUAGUGUCUAUCUACAACCUUGGCUGCUUCUUCGGUACCUUCAUUGCGUUUAUGACUACAGACAGGCUUGGGUUUCAAAAGUCUAUGUGGUUUUCGAUGGUCUAUGUAGUGGUCGGUGGUACGGUCCAAACAUGCUCUUACUCCCUAACACAGUUACUCAUAUCCCGCUUCGUCAACGGCAUCGGCACUGGUAUUAUGUCGACAUUAGUGCCUGUCUACCAAGCGGAGCUAUGUGAGGCACGGAAACGGGGAAAAUUUGUGUGCAGCCUCCCGCUUGCCGUCGGAUUUGGGAUUGUCCUUGCCUAUUGGUUUGACUAUGGUAUGACCUUUGUUACAGGGUCAAUCAGUUGGCGAUUGCCUAUCGCUUGUCAGGAGAUAUUCGCCGUCCUUGUAGUUAUUCUGGUUGCUGGGCUCCCAGAAAGUCCUCGGUGGCUAUACAGGAAAGGUCGUAACGAAGAAGCACUGCAGGUUCUGUGUGAGGUGUAUGACCGGACACCUGAUCACCCGAAGGUGCUUGCUGAGUCCGAAGGAAUUCUACAAGCACUCGAGUUGGAAAGCGCGCGUGGAGAAUACAGAUGGUCCCAAAUAUUUCUCAAGAGAGAUGACUUGCAGACUGGUCGACGGGUUCUUAUGGCUUAUGGGCUCCAGUUCAUAAACCAAAUGGGCGGUACCAAUAUCAUAGUUUUCUACGUUACAACGGUCUUGCAGGACAACGUUGGCCUCACAGCAAAGAUGAGCUCGCUCGUUGGUGGCGUGAUUCAGAUUAUGUUUGUCAUCGGUUCUUUGUACCCUACUCUGUAUGCAGAUCGCCUUGGACGUCGAAACCCCAUGAUGUGGGGAUCAUUCGGCCUAGGCUUCUGCAUGUUGAUGCUUGCCAUCCUGUUUUCGUUUGAAGGAACAUCCCAGGCAAAGCCCACGGCGACAGCGGCCGUUGCGUUCUUCUUCCUGUUCAUGCUCAUCUUCGGAGCAUCCACCAAUUGCAUCCCAUGGCCAUACGGACCUGAACUCCUCCCUCUGCAUGCGCGGACCAAAGGACAAUCCAUCGGGGUCUCCGCGAACUGGCUAUGGAACUUCUUCGUGGCCAUGAUCACUCCCAUCCUGCUUGAAAAGCUGCGCUGGAAGACCUAUCUCAUCUUCAUGUGCCUUAAUUUCUCCUUCAUACCCCUCAUCUACUUCUUCUACCCUKAGACCGCCAAUCUAACCCUUGAAGAGAUCGACGGCCUGUUCCUCAGGGAUUCGCUCAAGGUCCACCACACCGACGAGGAAAGCCAGACCAAGGGCCAUUCCGAGGUUAUCGUCGAGAAGAUCGGCUAG
This is a messenger RNA of Aspergillus pseudoviridinutans, 1473 nucleotides long. RefSeq names its product sugar transporter-like protein. The transcript is spliced from 10 exons. Gene Ontology annotation, cellular component: membrane. Lineage: Eukaryota; Fungi; Ascomycota; Eurotiomycetes; Eurotiales; Aspergillaceae. Bases 1 to 1473 code for a protein of 490 amino acids. Gene Ontology annotation, biological process: transmembrane transport; carbohydrate transport. The record is from RefSeq and is a predicted model, not a curated record. Gene Ontology annotation, molecular function: carbohydrate:proton symporter activity.